Molecule: messenger RNA, 2324 nt
Organism: Calypte anna (Anna's hummingbird)
Lineage: Eukaryota; Metazoa; Chordata; Aves; Apodiformes; Trochilidae
Product: fatty acyl-CoA hydrolase precursor, medium chain
Exons: 14
Coding region: 32-1756 (574 amino acids)
Source: RefSeq, a predicted model, not a curated record
CCAGGAGGUAAAUACGUGACCAGCUUGCAAAAUGGCAACAGGAAAGGAUACAGCACUGCUGGCCUUGAUUCUCACCAUUGGGUUCACAGCACUGGUAGCUACUGGACAAAAAGCAGAGCAACCAGAAGUGGUAACCAAAUAUGGGAGAGUCCGAGGGUAUCAAUUCAAAGUAGAUGCAGCUGAGAGGGAUGUAAAUGUCUUUUUGGGACUUCCUUUUGCUAAGCCCCCAGUUGGACCACUGAGGUUUUCUGAACCGCAGCCACCUGAGCCAUGGAAAGGUGUCAGAGAUGCCACUUCCUACCCACCAAUGUGUCUACAGGAUAAAGUACAAGGACAGCUUUUUUCAGACAUAAUUACUAAUAGAAAAGAAAAAGUUCCCCUCCAAAUAUCUGAAGAUUGCUUAUACCUAAAUGUGUAUGCACCUGUUUCUACAGGAAAGAAGGAGGCACUGCCCGUCUUUGUAUGGAUCCAUGGAGGUGGAUUAGUUUUUGGAGCAGCUUCAUCAUAUGAUGGUUCAGCACUAGCAGCCUUUGACAAUGUGGUGGUUGUAACAAUUCAGUACAGAUUAGGUGUUCCUGGAUAUUUUAGCACUGGUGAUGAACAUGCUCUUGGUAACUGGGGGUAUUUGGAUCAAGUAGCAGCUCUUCAGUGGAUUCAGGAAAACAUCAUGCAUUUUGGAGGAGAUCCAGGAUCUGUCACUAUUGCUGGAGAAUCAGCAGGAGGAAUCAGUGUUUCUGCUCUUGUGUUGUCUCCCCUGGCAAAGGGCUUGUUCCAUAAGGCCAUUUCAGAGAGUGGUACUGCAGUCAGGGCUUUGUUCACUGGCCAGCCUAAGCAGGAAGCACAAAGAAUUGCUUCUGCCUUUGACUGUGAAAAAUCCAGCUCGGAUGCAGUAGUUGAAUGCUUAAGAGCAAAAACAGAAGAAGAGAUAGUACAGACACAAAUAAAAAUGAGUUUGACAACCCUGCAGCUAUGCUCUACCUUGCUUGAAGAAUGUGAACAGCCUUCCCUGUUCAUCAGUGCAUCUGCAGAUGGUGUGUUUUUUCCAAAGAGUCCCAGGGAAUUACUGUCUGAAAAGAAAAUCAAUGCAGUCCCCUAUAUCAUAGGAGUAAACAACUGUGAAUUUGGAUGGGUUCUUCCUAUGCUCAUGAAAUAUCCUGCUUACACAGAUGGUCUAGAUAAAGAUGUUGCACGUCAAGUUCUACAGAGCUCCCUAGCAUUAUCAUUUAAGGGUAUAACUUCUGAAGCUGUUGAUGAAGUAUACAGUGAGUAUGUAAAGAAUGCAGAAACGCGUGCUCAGGUGCGAGAUGGCGUCCUUGAUGCAAUGGGAGACUCUUUGUUUGUUUUUCCAUCCAUUGAAGUGGCUAGAUACCAUAGAGAUGCUGGUAACCCAGUCUAUUUUUAUGAAUUUCAACAUCGACCAAGUUCAGCGACAGGCGUUGUGCCCGAGUUUGUAAAAGCAGAUCAUGGUGAUGAGAUUGCAUUUGUCUUUGGAAAGCCAUUCUUAGCAGGUAACGCUACAGAAGAAGAAAAUAAACUUAGCAGAACUGUUAUGAGAUACUGGACUAACUUUGCCAGAUAUGGAAAUCCCAAUGGAGAAGGCUUGGUCCAUUGGCCUCAGUAUGAUCUGGAUGAAGGAUACCUGGGAAUAGACCUCACGCAGAAGGCAGCAAAGAAAUUGAAAGGACACAGAAUGGAGUUUUGGACACAGAUCACAGAACAAAUGCUGAAGGAAAGGACAGAGCACACUGAUUUAUAGGAGUUGUGGAGGGUAUAGUUUGCUUUUAAAACCCAAAGUAAAGUCGAACAAAUUUAGUUAGGAUGCAGAGUUUAAUAAUCACCUUCACUAUUACAUAAUCUGUUGUCAUGAUCACAGUGAAAGGAGAGAACUGCGGUGAAAUUUGGAAUGUUUGUGGGAUUUAAAAUCACUAUUUAAUGAAGCAAGUAGAAAAAACCCAUAAUCUUUCAGGCUCAUAAAAUAACUAUGUUAUCUACUCAGUGGAUGCCAAAAUUGAAUAGUGCUCCUGUGUGAAAGGGGAAUGAAGGGGAAAUUGGCAAAUAUGUUGAAAUCCGUAAGAAAUUAUCUAUACAGAAUAUAUCAUAAAAGCAAGAAUAUUUUAUAUGCUUAUUCCCCACUUCUUUCAGAAGAGAACGGUCAGUUUUCAUUCUUACAGUCUCUACUUUCUUUAAUUGGAAAUAGCCUGUAGGGACCAGAGCAUCCAUCAAAAAAUACGUGUGAUGGACCUGACAGCUCACACAUGAGGACAAAAAAAUCUCUACUUGUUUUGUAAACUGUUAUAAAUAAAUGUUGCUUUUAAUUUUUUGGA